CACAAUCAAAAUAGACACUUUCAUUUACGUACGUGGAUAUCAGCAAAACGACAAAAUUCCUCGGUUCGGCUUGGAAAAAAAGGGUUUUCUAUUGUCUCUCGUGGAGUUUGUCGUCGGAUAGGCGCGUACUGUGUGUACACAAAAUUAUGCUAUUUGUCUGCUUCUAGUGGGGCUUUCGUUUCGUGUGCGUCGGUGCGGUCAGCCGCUGGAAUUGAACAGCAGGAAAAGCAAAAGCAGAUUGUAAUUCAGGAGUAAAGUUCUACACUAAACCAGCAAUUAACAUAGCAGUAUGAAUCCGCAACUGGCGUACGGGCAGUAUCCGCCACAAAGUUGGCCACAGCCGCAGCAGCAAGUGGCACCACAGGCGGGACCACCUCCGCCAGGUCCGAUGCCAAGCAUGAACGGAGCACAGCCCAAUCAACAGCUUGCUAAUCAGAUGCAGAACAUGUCUUUGGCGGGUCAGCCACCUCAGCAACAGCUGCCGCAGGGUCCACCAAAAAUGGGGGGACCACCGAACAUGAAUGGCCCGGGUGUGGGUGCGCCACCGGCGGCCUUUCCGACCCAACAGCCUCCUAUGGUACGUCCACCGUCGACCGGUGGCCCCAUGCCGGGUGCAUACCCUCCCGCACCUCAGCAGCAGCAGCAGCAGCAACCAGGACCGGGUAUGAUGAGCAAUGGACCGUCGGGACCACCCGGGCCCGGUGCUGUCAGACCGCCGAUGCCCACGGCCGGUGGGUACGGUCAAACCAAUGGCCAUCCAAUGGCUGCUCCGCCUCCUGCGGGACCGACAGGGCAGCAGUUCGGUGGUCCCAUGCCACCUAUGACGGCACCCGGCGGCGGUCCACCACGUCCCGGACAACAAUUUCCACCACAGGCGGCUGCGUUCCAGCAGCAGCCACCGGCUGGCUUUCCUCCCGGUGGUGGUGCACCGCCCCAGACGCAAGGCAUGCCGUAUGGAGCACCACCUGGAGGCCCUGCGCCUGCUCAGCCACAGCAACAGUAUCCCGGACCACCGAUGCCCGGGCAACCGAUGCAGCCACCGCAGCAGCAGCCGCAGCAACCACAGGGAUAUCCACCACAGCCCGGUCAAAUGCCGCCAAUGGGCGGCCAAAUGCCACCAAGAGGGUAUAAUCAAAUGCCGCCUGGAGCAGGCUACAACCAAAUGCCUCCGAUGCCCGGACAACCUCCGCAGCAGCUGCAGCAGCCGCAGCAGCAGCAGCAAAUGCAUCAACAACCACCCUACCAUCAGGGAGGGCCUGGCAUGAUGGGCGGUCACUAUCCCGCGCCGCCCCCGGUGCCGCAGCAGAAGCGCCUCGAUCCGGAAAGCAUGCCCAACCCGAUCCAGGUGAUGGCGGAGAAUCAGGAGAACUGUGGCGGUGUGUUCUGCACCAACCAGCCCGGCCAGCUGCCCCCGCUCGUGACGACCAAGUUCGUGACGCAGGACCAGGGCAAUGCGAGCCCGCGCUUCGUCCGCUCGACGAUGUACAACAUUCCGCAGACGGCCGACAUGAUGAAGCAGAGCGCGGUGCCGUUCUCGCUCAUCAUUUCGCCGUUCGCGCGCACGGUCGAGGGCGAGCUGCCGAUACCGAUCGUGAACUUUGGCGAGAUGGGCCCGAUCCGGUGCAUCCGCUGCAAGGCGUACAUCUGCCCGACGAUGCAGUUCCUCGACGGGGGCCGCCGGUUCCAGUGCCAGUUCUGCAAGGCGACGACGGACGUGCCGCAGGGCUACUUCCAGCAUCUGGACCACACCGGCCAGCGGAUGGACAAGUACGAGCGGCCGGAGCUGGUGCUCGGCACGUACGAGUUUAUGGCGACGAAGGAGUACUGCCGCAACAACACGCCGCCGAAGCCGCCCGCGAUGGUGUUCCUCAUCGACGUGUCGUACAACAACGUCAAGUCGGGGCUGGUGCAGCUGCUGUGCUCGCAGAUGAGGAACAUCAUCCGCCAGCUGCCGGUCGACCAGGACCAGCAGCGCACGUCGAUGAAGGUGGGCUUCAUCACGUACAACAGCUCGGUCCACUUCUACAACCUGAAGAGCUCGCUGGCCCAGCCGCAGAUGAUGGUGGUGGGCGAUCUGCAGGAGAUGUUUAUGCCCCUGCUCGAUGGGUUCCUGGUCGAUGCGGAAGAGUCGGCCACCGUGAUCGAUGCGCUGAUGGAGCAGAUUCCGAAGAUGUUUGGCGAUACGCGCGAGACGGAAACGAUUCUGCUGCCGGCGCUGCAGGCGGGACUGGAAGCGCUGAAGGCUUCGGAGUGCGUGGGCAAGCUGUACGUGUUCCACUCGUCGCUGCCGAAUGCGGAGGCGCCGGGCAAGUUGAAGAUACGCGACGACCGGAAGCUGCUCGGCACGGACAAGGAGAAGACGGUGCUGUCGCCGCAGUCGACCGUUUACAACAUGCUGGCGCAGGACUGUGUCGGGGCGGGCGUUUCGGUCGAUCUGUUCGCGUUCAACAAUGCGUACAUCGAUCUGGCCACGAUCGGGCAGGUCGCACGCUUGACCGGUGGCGAGGUGUACAAGUACACUUACUUCCAGGCGGAUAUUGAUGGUGCCCGGUUGGUGAACGAUUUGAUGAAAAACAUUUCCCGCCCGAUCGCGUUCGAUGCGGUGAUGCGCGUCCGUACGUCAACCGGCGUGCGUCCAACCGACUUUUACGGCCACUUCUUCAUGUCGAACACGAAAGAUAUGGAAAUUGCCAGCAUUGAUUGCGACAAGUCCGUCUCGGUGGAAAUUAAGCACGACGACAAGCUGACGGACGAGCUGGUGCUGAUACAGGUGGCACUGCUGUACACGUCCUGCUCCGGCCAGCGGCGGCUGCGCGUCCACAACCUCAGCCUGAAGAUGUGCACCUCGCUGCUGGAUCUGUUCCGCUGCUGCGACCUGGACACGACGCUGCUCUACUUCGCCAAGCAGGGCCUGACCAAGCUGAUGGACAACAACCCGAAGGCGGUGAAGGACGCGAUCGUGCACCGGGCCGUGCAGCUGUUGGCCUGCUACCGGAAGCACUGUGCCUCGCCGACCUCGUCCGGGCAGCUGAUCCUGCCCGAGGGCAUGAAGCUGCUCCCGCUGUACGUGAACUGCCUGCUAAAGAACGAUGCAUUCUCCGGCGGGUCGGACAUCUCGAUCGACGACCGUUCGUACGUGAUCUACUACGUGAUGAGCAUGGAUUUGCCCACCUCGGUGCAGUACUUCUAUCCGCGCCUGAUCCCGCUGCACGACGUCAACGUCGAGGGUGACGCUAUCCCGGCGGCCAUCCGCUGCACGGGCGACAAGAUGCACGAGGACGGUGCCUAUAUUUUGGAAAACGGUGUUCACAUGUUUUUGUGGCUGGGAUUGUCACUGUCGCCCGAGUUCACGCAGUCGGUAUUCGGGGCCCAGUGCACCCAGCAGGUCGAUACCGAUCGUACGGGUUUGCCAGUAUUUGAUAAUCCUCUGUCGAAGCGCAUUCGCGGCAUCGUCGACAAAAUACAGGAGCAGAAGCGUCGCUGCAUGCGGCUAACGCUCGUGAAGCAACGCGACAAGCUGGAGAGCGUGCUGCGCCACUUCCUGGUCGAGGAUCGUGGCACGACCGACGGUUCCGUCAGCUACGUUGACUUCCUCUGUCACGUGCACAAAGAGAUCCGACAGAUGCUGAGCUAGCUGGCCAACACCGGCAGCCAUGGCAACGCACUACUAGCGAGCAGUUUUUUCUCGGGCGGAAGGUUUAGAUUUAAUAACAGCAAUACCGGUAGCGGCAACACGGUUACCGUCCCUGCUGCUGCACCUACUACUAACACUACUUACAAUACUACAAGGAACAACAACACUGUUGCCGCCGUUGCGCCGGCCAAUUACAUCCCUCCUGGCAGUGCGCAGGACGCGAACGGAAAUGUGCGCACGCUGUAUCAAAGGGAGCUCAGCCAUACGAUGGCAGCGGCCACGUGUUGUGCAGUGCCACCGAACAACAAUCGUUCCAAAUUCAUGAGUACAACGCGCUGCGAAGGGUACGUCGGGAGCCGCAUCGCGUCCCGUUACGACGAGGACGAGGAGGAUGACGAAGGCGGCGGCGUUGAUGGUGACGUGGCAGCCCUCCCCGAUGGUACCAUUUUGGAGGAAGAUGAAGAACAGGAGGAGGAGGAUGAGAAGCGGGUAAACAAUGUGGCGCAUUACUCGACGCGCACUCAGCAACAAAUUCAUUGCUUGCGCGAAGCGGUUGGUGGCGUUAGCGUGUCGCAGAGUCGCACCCGCGCAAACCGUUACCGACGCGCGUUCGGUGCCAGAUGGUAAAGAAACCACUCCGCAACCGAACUUGGUACUACACAGUGGUCGGGUUUUCUUUGUAAGUGUGCUAUUCCCAUCUUUCCUUUCCCGAUUGCUCAGCAAACGCAAACAGUUUACGACCAUGAUAUACAUUAGUUAUUCGUUCUUUCCUUUCUUUUUCGUUUUUCGUUUUGUUAUACGUGUCGGUGUUUUAGAACAAUUUAAACUCUUUGGCUCGGUAGGAUCGUCUCCAUUUUACUUUAUCUCUUCCAUUGCGCCUUUUUUUUGUAUUUUGUUAUAUUUAAUUAAGAAAAAGAGAGCAAACUGUAUGCUUUCACCAGCCCCCAGGUAUCUUAAGGGAGGGAAUCGAAUUGAUUUAAUCAACACUAUUCAAUGGUUCAGCAAAACGAAUUGUAUUAAAAAAUGUAUCCGUUUUGUUGUUUGGUGGUUGCGAUUCCGGAAUUAGUUGAGGAGCUACACGUGUCAGCAUUCAUUCGGAACGCUACUCUAGCGGCAUACGACGGUCACGCUCACGGGAACGGAAUUCACAUACGGAGGGUGAUGUUUGCACGGAACGCUCGUAAGAUUGUAUGUUGAUAUCAAUUUAUGAAUCCAAUGGAAUAUUAUAAAUAGCGAAAUAUAUAUAUACUGUACCUUUAUUA
Anopheles arabiensis is the source of this 4896-nucleotide messenger RNA. It is a transcript of the gene Sec24CD, whose product is annotated as protein transport protein Sec24D. The record is from RefSeq and is a predicted model, not a curated record. Lineage: Eukaryota; Metazoa; Arthropoda; Insecta; Diptera; Culicidae. The coding region runs from base 290 to 3634 and encodes 1114 amino acids. Gene Ontology annotation, biological process: intracellular protein transport; endoplasmic reticulum to Golgi vesicle-mediated transport; COPII-coated vesicle cargo loading. Gene Ontology annotation, molecular function: zinc ion binding; SNARE binding. The transcript has 8 exons. Gene Ontology annotation, cellular component: endoplasmic reticulum exit site; COPII vesicle coat.